ACAGCGAAAAGCUUCCACAAGUAGAUAUCUUAGUGGCCUCGGCCCGGGAAAAAGCUGGCCAUCGUUUGGGCUUUACUUUGGUUCUCAGGAGCUAAUGGGCUUCACUUGGUCCUUUUCUUUCUAAUUUUUGGGAGUUUAACCCAUAAUUUGGAUGGAGAGUUUUUGAAAAUAAUUUACCACCACAAGGCAACUCUAUUGUCUCACAGUUGGAGUGGUGGAAGCCAUGUCAGCCUUCCCUCGCGGUUGCCAUGCAUGGUCAUUUAUAGGUCAAUCAAAAUUAGUGAAGCUAAACCAAAGAGUAAAAAUAAAAUAAACAUCUGGAUAGAAGAAAAGAAAGACAACUAGAUUUUACUAAAAUUAAUUAAUGGCCAUUAAUGUGUUUGUACAUUUAUAUAUAAAUACAAAAUUUGAGAAGGUGGUGAAGUUUAAAGAAAAGGGUGGUAAAAAUUAGUGAUUAGAAACACAAGAACAGGAGGAGGAGGCGGAGGAGGAGGAGGUGGUGGAGGAGAAUGAAUUGUUUUUCGUGCUGUAAGUUGCUACACAGCAAUUCAUUUAAUGAGACCAUAGAAUACCCCAAGAAGGAAUUCAGGCAGGAAAACUCAUUUUCAUUCUUCCUCAGAAAUCUUUCACAUAAAACAGGCAGUGCCAGGCGGAAACUAAUUAAUGAGGAGAUAAAGAAAGUUGGUGCAGAAGUUUGUGCUCAGGUCUUCUCAUACAAAGAACUAGCCGCUGCGACUAACAACUUCAGUGCUAAUUGUGUUUUGGGAGAAGGUGGAUUUGGGAGGGUCUACAAAGGACACAUUUUGAGAACUGAUCAAGCUGUGGCUAUUAAGCAGCUUGACAGGAACGGCCUGCAAGGGAACAGAGAAUUCUUUUCAGAGAUUCUCAUGUUAAGUAUGGUUCAAAAUCCCAACCUUGUCAAAUUGAUUGGCUACUGUGUAGAUGGUGAUCAGAGAAUCUUAGUUUAUGAAUUCUUGCCCAAUGGAACAUUGGAAAGUCACCUUCUUGAAGUCGGUCCUGGAAAGGAGCCCUUGGAUUGGGAUACUAGGAUGAAAAUAGCAGCAGGGGCAGCAAGAGGACUGGAAUUCUUACAUGAUGCCAAUCCACCAAUCAUUUACCGCGAUUUCAAAGCAUCAAACAUUUUAUUAGAUGCAGAAUUCAAUCCAAGGCUGUCAGAUUUUGGACUUGCUAAGUUAGGUCCAACAGGAGGGAAAGAGCAUGUGUCUACAAGGGUGAUGGGAACCUAUGGCUACUGUGCUCCUGAGUAUCAAAAGACGGGUCAGCUAACAAAAAUGUCUGAUGUGUACAGUUUUGGCGUUGUUUUUCUGGAAAUGAUUUCAGGAAGGAGAGUCAUUGAUUCUAAAAGGCCAAGCGAGGAGCGAAACCUUAUUGAUUGGGCGGAACCACUUUUUAAAGACAAAAGUAAAUUUACAGAAAUGGUUGAUCCAUUGCUUAAUGGAGAUUACUCAACAAAGAGUCUACAUCAAGCUAUUGCCAUUGCAGGCAUGUGUCUCCAAGAGGAAGCUGAAGCUCGACCCACAAUGGAAGAUGUAGUAACUGCUCUUGAAUUUCUUUCCAAGCCAAAGAUUGAGGAGAGAAGUGAAUCUGAAUCAUCAACAAGCAAGCUUCUGCCUGCCAAUUCUGGGAAAGAAAAAGAUUUGAAACAAGAGUAGGAAGUGCUUAUUGGAGUCAACUUUUUGAUAAACCAAACAAACCAUAAAAAGUUUUAACAUUAGAUACAAAGCCGCUUCUCCUGUACUUGUUAAUUGCUAAUAGGGAUGAUCGUGUAUAUACCACUCUGUAACACUAGUUCACAAAUUCUCUAAUGAAUUUGCUGUAACUUUGUCAUCCAAAUAUUUUUGAAAUAUAUAUAGAUAAACAAAAUUAGUUUUCAUUUAUAAGAA
This is a messenger RNA of Jatropha curcas, 1904 nucleotides long. Its product is annotated as putative serine/threonine-protein kinase PBL23. The record is from RefSeq and is a predicted model, not a curated record. Gene Ontology annotation, molecular function: protein kinase activity; ATP binding. Lineage: Eukaryota; Viridiplantae; Streptophyta; Magnoliopsida; Malpighiales; Euphorbiaceae. Gene Ontology annotation, biological process: protein phosphorylation.